Molecule: messenger RNA, 573 nt
Organism: Cyanidioschyzon merolae strain 10D
Lineage: Eukaryota; Rhodophyta; Bangiophyceae; Cyanidiales; Cyanidiaceae
Exons: 1
Coding region: 1-573 (190 amino acids)
Source: RefSeq, a predicted model, not a curated record
AUGAACGGGGACGACGACGCGAAGCGCUCAGGGAAGCGGUUACCGGAUCAACCCGCAAAGACACAGCGUACCAAAGGUCCCGUCUCCUUCCCUUCCACAGUCUCGCUUGCUAGUUUAUGUGAAGAGGGCGCUACUGCGUCAUCAAAUCUGGACCUGCUUGCGUCCUGCUCGAGCGUUCAGGGCUCAGAGGACUGCGACUGCGAAGGACACCAGCCGGAGUCAGAACGCCGCUUGAAGAGGCCUCGCCAGGCUCCUUGGGCAGCGGAGCCAGCGAACCAGCGCCGGCCACCGUUCGAUCACGGCAACUCUGAAUCUAUACCACCAGCCGGUGUGCAGUCGCAGGGGACUUCGGCAAGCAACGGAACUGAUUCCUCGGAGCGCAAGUCGACGGAAGCAACCUGGAGUAGGCAGUCCGUCGACUGCAGCACCGCGGAGAAGCUCGCUGGAAACCUGUGUGCAAACCAAGUGAGCGCUGAGCGCAGCGGCCAAUUCUAUACGAAAGUGAAUGAGCUUCUCCAUGAUUUACACAAGGAAAGAGUCAGCCGACAAUGCCGCUCGCCCCAUGAAUCCUAA